This is a messenger RNA of Tachysurus vachellii, 1123 nucleotides long. RefSeq lists its product as uncharacterized. Lineage: Eukaryota; Metazoa; Chordata; Actinopteri; Siluriformes; Bagridae. The record is from RefSeq and is a predicted model, not a curated record. Bases 114 to 938 code for a protein of 274 amino acids. The transcript has 5 exons. Gene Ontology annotation, biological process: cellular response to lipopolysaccharide; immune response; T cell costimulation. Gene Ontology annotation, cellular component: external side of plasma membrane.
UUAAGAUCUGUGUGUGACAUCAGUCAGCUGUUCUGUCACUUUUAUUUAUAACGUGUCUCUGUUUGUUUGUUUCAGAAAAUCUGCCAACACUCCACAAGAGUCUUCCAGACAUCAUGUCCCUCCUUUAUAUUUCCAUCUUAUGGGUCUGUGCCUGUGUGGACAGUGUAGAAUCUCUGGUUACUGUAUCAGCUCCAGUGGGUUCCACAGUCAUCCUGCCGUGUAAAGUGACCGGACUCUCUGCCCAAUCGACACAUUUUCGGUGGAGCACUGGAUAUGUGAUAGUGUUUGAGCGAAGCAUGUAUGGUAGCAGGGUGAGUUCAGGAUAUGAAGGACGUGUGGAUGUUCCUGUGGAUGAGCUGCGUAAAGGAAACUGUUCCCUGGUGUUGAAGGACGUCAGAAUCACUGAUGAUCGUUUUUACAAAACGUUUUCGGUGGAACUCAGGUACAAUAGGCGACCUAACAUAUGGAGAGAAAUUAAAAGAGUUGAUCUCUCAGUCGAUGUGGUUUGGAACAUAACAGCCCAAGAAGGUUCCACAGCUGUCCUGCCGUGUAAAUGGAGCAAUCUGCCUGUCCAAACACCUCACGUUCAGUGGUUUAUCGAUUCUGAGAUUGUGUUUGAGCGAAAGGGUAAAGAAUCGUUUGAUGGUGAAGGAUAUGAGGGUCGUGUGGACGUUCCUGAGGACGAGCUUCUUAAAGGAAACUGUUCCUUAGUGUUGAAGAACGUCAGUGUUAAUGAUGCUGCUGUCUACAGAAGCUCUUUGUUACUGAAAAACAAAGAGGAAACACGCUUGGUUCAGAUGGUUACUUUCUCUGUUGAUGCAAAACCCCAAAAAAAGGAAGACGUAACACCAGCUCCCUCAGGUGAAGCAGGAAUAAAUUGCCCUCAUCCUCUGAUCCUCAUCAUGUCCUUCCUCAUGUGUUUACUUUUCGCACGUUGAGGAAACUUCAGUGUGAUCACGAGUACAGAACCUUCUGUGAGCCGAGAGAUUCGCCUUAUAAAGUACAGAAUCUAUUUUACAAAGAGAAAAGCAACAAGGAUCAUUUCAAUGUUCUUCAAUUGUGAGGAGAACAUUUCAGUUUGAUGCCCAGAAUAAGCUGUGAUGCUGAUGUAACCCACUUGAAU